AUGUCGCGAUCGGGCUGUAAGACGAGCUAUGGCGAGGUCCCCGUGCACCCUGAUCAAGACGAAGGUCCCUUAGAAGAGUAUUUCUAUACUAAUCGUAUACAUGAUGAUGUGAAUGCCGUGGGUGAGGAGGAUGCAUCAUCAGUCCGGCAGCUCUUACGGCAGUGGCGAGCUUAUAACGUGGAGCAGCAGCUUCUGAACAACUGCCGCGCCUUGUGGGACCGGUACACCCAAAAGAACCGGCGGGACGUUGAGGAGGCCGUCGAGAUGCUCAAGUGCCUCGCCCAGCUCGGAGCUCUCACGGCGGGCUUUGCCGUUAGCGCCUUUUACGACUUCCAGUACACGGCCUCCUCAGACAAUCCCGUGCUUCCUUUCUUCGGCCUUGCAACCGCCUUGACGGUGGGCUUCCAGCUCAACAGCUGUGUCAUGUGCACCCUGCUGCUGAGCAGCGUCGUCAAGAUUGGCAAGAGCUACCUGACGGACGAGGAGGAGGCCGAGUACCUGUGGCGGCUGCGGGGCUGGGCGGCAGCGCGAAUUGAGAUCUCAAACACUCACUCACGCCGCCCCAUCUCCACAUCAUCCACAUCCCACUGCCACUCCGGCCAGGCAAGGGUAGUGGCACUCCGCCCACAAGACGUCUUGUUGUAUGUGUUUGGAUGGACCGCGUACCGGUACCGGCGGCACUGGGACACCCGUUGCGAGCGGCUUUGGAGAACCGCCCUGGGGCUCUUCCUGUCGGGCAUCCCCACCUUCUUCGCAGUGAUGGGUCUGGCUGGAUACCUCAAGUUCUUCACCUCCCCCUCCACCGUCAUCAUUACGGGGUUGCUCAUGGCGGCGGCCUUCGUGUACACGGUGACUCUCAGCGCGGACUGGGCCAAAGCGCUUCUGGGGGGCGGUAUCACCUCCACCGCCCGGGGGCCAACACCGGACCACUGGCAGGCCGGAGGCUGGUGGCAUUACACGGAACCACCAUCGUCUACCUCCGGCUCCUCCCCCUUCGGCUUCCAUUCCCCGCCCGAUAAGGACAGCAUGUGGCCACCGCCGCUGACAGAUGCACCUCGGCCGUUCGGCCGUACUCUGGAGGAGCUGCCGUAUCCAGCCAUCGUUGGAUUACAACCCUGGCCGGGGCCGGCGCUUACUCGUGACCUAGUGGGGCGGGGUGAGGGUGCGGGGGUUCCUGAUGGACAGGAGCCCCCGGUACCAGCAUCCAGCUCAGGGGCCGGGCUGGUUCAGGUGGGACAAGUCGGAACCCGUGCAGGGCCCGGAGCUGAACAGGGGGCUUCGGAGAGGUCCCACGAUGGUGUUGGGAAUGGGGAAAUCAGUGAUGGAAGUACGUAAUGAUAGCAGUGGUGGCAAUUUGGUGGCUGAUGCAGCCCUGGGAGGUGUGGGGGAAACCCGUCGCCUCAACGCCUCCACCCUAAAAAUAGUCCAUAAAUAGGCGCCAUACGCAGGUCAUCAGUAGACGAUCCAUAAACGAAGCUUGAGUCGCAACACUGGGAAGCCGUAAAGGUUGCAAGUUGUACGGCCCGUACUCAACAGGAAUGGCAGGCAAGCGGGUGGGCAGCGUGUGGUAAGGUGGCGGCAAGCGGCACGCAAACGUGCACGUUUUACGACCCCCUUCUAGACUUGAGCCAUGUGCACCGCUUAUGCCGUGAGGGGUAUGCAAGGGGCUGGCAGGGUUAUUCAGGGUGUUUUGAAUGUCCUUGUGGAAUUUUCCGUUCAUAGCUCUAGUUUCAGCCAGUUUUCGUGUAAAAAAAUUGGAUCC
Volvox carteri f. nagariensis is the source of this 1762-nucleotide messenger RNA. RefSeq lists its product as uncharacterized. Bases 1 to 1335 code for a protein of 444 amino acids. The record is from RefSeq and is a predicted model, not a curated record. Lineage: Eukaryota; Viridiplantae; Chlorophyta; Chlorophyceae; Chlamydomonadales; Volvocaceae. The transcript is spliced from 11 exons.